Messenger RNA from Drosophila navojoa, 669 nucleotides. RefSeq names its product Olfactory-specific 9 (gene OS9). The record is from RefSeq and is a predicted model, not a curated record. NCBI's taxonomy places the organism in Eukaryota, Metazoa, Arthropoda, Insecta, Diptera, Drosophilidae.
GUCUUCCGAGUAACGCACAACCGGUGGCAGCAUGUGGCGUAUCGUGCUCCUCUUCGCAGUCCUGCACUCAGCGUACACAAACCCAAUUACAUCCUGUGAAAAACUGGAGUCAAGUCUAGUGCGUGAGGCCACGACUUUCGGAAAGCGGGCAUUGAUCGAGUCGGUUGAGGUACUUCAGCGCAUUAUCGAUGCUGCCGAGCGACUGGACCCCAACGAGAUGGAUCGGAUUAUAUUUGAUGAAAUUGCCACAUUCAUUGAACGGGCCAGCCACAAAGUUGACUUUGAGGAGCUAAAUGACUUGUUGAUAUGGCUAAUGGAUCUAUUAGAUCUAUAUUAUGAAGAGCAGGAAGAUGAUGGCUUGGAGAUAAACGGAUCCGAGAGUCUUGUGGACAAGCUAAUGCGUCAGUUUGGCUUCGACACAUUCGAGCAGAGCCUGGAAAGGCAACUUUUCACCUUCCUGGAACGAACUGAAGAUCACAUUGAGGCUUAUCUAAGAAGACAGAACAUCAAGGACUCGGAGCUGCCAAACUGGUUUACGGCCUUCAAAGACGAAAGUGAUAUUGAAAUUAAGUAUUUGAUGUUAGAAGACAUUAUUGAAGACUUAGAAUGCUAACCUACUUCAUAGAAUGGUUAACUAAAAUAUUUUAGUUUGAGUUUCCAUUAGAUAAG